This is a messenger RNA of Diprion similis, 1635 nucleotides long. RefSeq names its product UDP-glucose 4-epimerase-like. The transcript is spliced from 8 exons. Gene Ontology annotation, cellular component: cytosol. The record is from RefSeq and is a predicted model, not a curated record. The coding region runs from base 401 to 1474 and encodes 357 amino acids. Gene Ontology annotation, molecular function: UDP-glucose 4-epimerase activity. NCBI's taxonomy places the organism in Eukaryota, Metazoa, Arthropoda, Insecta, Hymenoptera, Diprionidae. Gene Ontology annotation, biological process: beta-D-galactose catabolic process via UDP-galactose, Leloir pathway.
GCCAAAUAUCAAUUAUCACCUGUACACACGCCUAUGCAUACUAACACCUGUAGUAUAAAAUUAUACGCAGGUCGCUUGUUUACCGACGAAACGAAAAGACCGCAGACAAACAAAAGACAAUCAGCGAUCGCACGGCGGGCGAUGGGGGGGAUAUUCGAAGAAUUCCACCUGACGCGUCGCACUUGCGAGUCUCCUUGUAGCGCGAACGGUUGAUCCUGAAGCGGAUUGUCACGUAGCCGGCAGACAGACGUCUUGUAACAAGUUGCCGGCUACGGUUAUUGCGCGAAGGUACACCAUAGAAAUUGCACGUUUCGGGGCUGAUCGAAUGCGGCGUGAUUCUUCCUCCAUCCUUCAACGAGUCGUAUUAUAGAGGCCUAUUUUCAGGCUGGUCAACGUGAGGAUGUCGGGCGAGUGGAAAACUGUAUUUGUGACUGGGGGUGCUGGCUACAUUGGAAGUCACUGCGUCGUCGAGCUGCUGGAGUGUGGAUACGAUGUUGUGGCGAUAGAUAAUUUUGCCAAUAGUGUAACGGAGGACAGCGGAGAAUCUUCAGCUCUUAAACGAGUGGAAAAAAUAACUGGGAAGAAGGUCGCCUUCUACAAUUGCGAUCUAAUAGACAAGGAAAAACUUGAGGAGAUAUUCAACAAGCAAAAAAUAGACUGUGUCAUUCAUUUUGCGGCGAUAAAGGCUGUUGGCGAAUCUAUGCAAGUUCCGCUACAUUAUUAUCGAAAUAAUGUUAUUGGGACGAUUAAUCUGCUGGAGGUGAUGAAAGCAGCCGGAUGUUUUCAGUUGGUGUUCAGCAGUUCUUGCACCGUUUAUGGUGAGCCUGAUAGUCUGCCCAUAACUGAAGACCAUCCGACUGGUAAUAUAACAAAUGUUUAUGGUCGAACAAAGUACUUCAUCGAGGAAAUGCUAAAAGACAUAUCGAGGGCUGAAAAGAGUUGGAAUAUCAUUUCUCUGAGGUACUUUAAUCCCGUUGGAGCUCAUCCAAGCGGAUUAAUUGGGGAAGAUCCUACCAAAGCAUUCGCUAAUCUGAUGCCGUACAUAGCGCAAGUUGCUAUCGGUCAUAAACCAGAAUUAACCAUAUUUGGAGGCGAUUAUCCGACGGAGGAUGGAACAGGAAUUCGGGAUUACAUUCAUGUUAUGGACUUGGCUUCGGGUCACGUAGCUGCACUCACUGCACUCAAAAAACAGCACUUGAGAUUAAGGACGUACAAUCUGGGCACAGGAAAAGGUGUUUCGGUUCUUGAACUGGUUAAAACGUUCGAAAGGGUAACUGGCACCACAGUACCCUAUGUUAUCCAAGAUCGUAGGGAAGGAGAUAUUGUAUCAAUGUAUGCCAAUGCUUCCCUGGCCCGCGAAGAACUCGGUUGGUCCACAAAAUACAACGUAGAAGAAAUGUGCAAAGACUUUUGGAAGUGGCAGACAAUGAACCCAUCUGGCUAUCGUACACCUUUAAAAAACGGCAACUCGUGAACGGCAUCUUUUUAUAAGGUUGACAAUUAUUAAUACGAAAGACUCUCAUUUUUGAUUUUAUAAUGUAUAAUAAAAGCUGAUGUACGCGUAUGUCAGCUUUUGGCCAAAGCUCCAUGCAGUAGAAUGCAACGAUGAAACGAUUAAAUUAUUUUCCUUACUAA